Messenger RNA from Emys orbicularis (European pond turtle), 2508 nucleotides. It is a transcript of the gene SEMA4B, whose product is annotated as semaphorin 4B. Gene Ontology annotation, biological process: negative chemotaxis; negative regulation of axon extension involved in axon guidance; neural crest cell migration. Gene Ontology annotation, cellular component: plasma membrane. Lineage: Eukaryota; Metazoa; Chordata; Testudines; Emydidae. The record is from RefSeq and is a predicted model, not a curated record. Gene Ontology annotation, molecular function: chemorepellent activity; semaphorin receptor binding. The transcript is spliced from 14 exons. Bases 1 to 2508 code for a protein of 835 amino acids.
AUGGGGCUCGGGCUCUCGCUCUCCCUGCUGGCCCCGGCGCUCUGGGCCCUGCUGCUGCUCUCGGCCUCCGAGGAGACGGUGCCGCGGGUCAGCCUGCACUACGGCUCCUCCGAGAGACCCGUGUGGUGGUUUGAGAAGGACGGAGUCACCAACUACACAACCCUGCUGCUGAGCCCAGACGGGGGAACCUUGUAUGUGGGGGCGCGCGAGUUCCUCUUCGCCCUCAACACCAGCCACUUCCAGCCUGGCCCGCAGCACCAGCUUCUGCCCUGGAGCGCGGACAAGGAGAGGAAGAAGCAGUGUGCGUUCAAGGGCAAGGACCCCCAGAGGGACUGUCACAAUUACAUCAAGAUCCUGCUGCAGCUGAACAGCAGCCACCUGUACGCCUGCGGGACCGGCGCCUUCAGCCCUGUGUGCACCUACCUCAAUGUGCAGAACUUCAGCCAGGCGAGGGAGCUGCUGCUGGAGGACGGGAAAGGCCGCUGUCCCUUUGACCCCGAAUACAAAUCCACUGCCAUCAUGGUCGAUGGUGAGCUCUACGCUGGGACUGUCAGCGACUUCCAGGGCAAGGAGCCGACCAUCUACCGGAGCCAGGAGAGCCGCAUCUCCCUCAAGACCGAGAACUCCCUCAACUGGCUGCAAGACCCAGCCUUCGUGGGCUCAGCCUACCUGCGGGAGAGCCUGCCGCCUGGCAACUCUGAGGGGGAUGACGACAAGGUGUACUUCUUCUUCAGCGAGACCGGCAAGGAGUUCGACUUCUUCGAGAACACCAUCGUGUCGCGGAUCGCCCGCGUGUGCAAGGGGGACCUAGGCGGGGAGCGGGUGCUCCAGCGGAGGUGGACCACGUUCCUCAAGGCCCAGCUCUUGUGCUCGCGCCCCGACGACGGGUUCCCCUUCAACGUGCUGCAGGACGUCUUCGUGCUCACGCCGGACGAGCGGCGCUGGAGGGACACGGUCUUCUACGGCGUCUUCACCUCCCAGUGGAACAAAGGGGGCCCGGGCAGCUCAGCAGUAUGUGCCUUCGCCAUGCACGACGUGCAGAAGGCCUUCAGCGGGCUCUACAAGGAGGUGAACCGUGAGACGCAGCAGUGGUACACAGACACCGGCCCUGUGCCAGAGCCCCGGCCCGGAGCGUGCAUCACCAGCCGCACGCGGCACAUGAAGAUCAACUCCUCUCUCCAGAUGCCAGACCGCGUGCUGAAUUUCAUCAAGGACCAUUUCCUGAUGGACAGUGCCAUCCGGAGCCAGCCACUCCUGCUGCAGAGCCGCGUGCACUACCAGCAGAUCUGCGUGCAACGCGUGCGGGGCCUGCACCACGCCUACGAUGUCCUCUUCCUGGGCACAGACGACGGGCGACUGCACAAGGCCGUGAGCGUGAACCAGAAAGUGCACAUCAUCGAGGAGAUCCGCCUUUUCCAUGCCGGCCACCCAGUCCACAAGCUGCUGCUGGACCAGAGCCAGGGCCUGCUUUACGCUGCCUCUUACGCAGCAGUGGCCCAGGUUCCCGUCUCCAACUGCAGCCUGUACAGGAGCUGUGGGGAGUGCAUCCUGUCCCGGGACCCCUACUGCGCCUGGAGCGGGGAGGCCUGCCGCAGCGUCGCCCAGUACCACCUGCAGCUGCACCCCCAACCCUGGGCCCAGGAUAUCGAAGACGCCGACACGGAGAGGCUCUGCCAAGCAGGCAACGUGUCCCUGCCCAUCCCCCGCCUUCUCCGACCCCCAGCAGAAGGACCGCAGUGCCAGCAGAUCCGGCUCCUGCCCAACGCGGUCAGGCCCCUGCCGUGCCGGCUUUUGUCCAACUUGGCCUCGCGGCUGUGGGUGCACAAUGGGACCCAGAUCAACUCCUCCUACCUGGUGCUGCCGGACGGAGCCCUCAUCCUGGUGGGCAGCCUGGAGCGCCUGGGCACUUACGAGUGCUGGUCGCUGGAGGAGGGCUUCCAGAAGCUGAUGGCGAGCUACUGCGUGGGGGUGGAGGAGCUGGCCCCGGUGCUGCAUGUGCCGCUGGAUGCAGCGGGCAGGCCCCUGCCCGGCCAGGACGCCAUGGAGACCAUCAGCACCUCCCGGAGCACCUCUGCCGUGGGCAGCGUCUCCUCCCGGCACGACGGCAAGAGCUACUGGCCUGAGUUCCUGAUUAUGUGUGCGCUCUUCGGGGCGGCGCUGCUGCUGCUGGCGCUCUUCGUGCUCUGCCGGCACCGGGACAGCAUGAAGGCCUUCCUCAAGCAGGGCGAGUGCCCCCGCGGGAGCCACAGGAAGGUGGGGCUGCCUGUCGAGAGCCUGCCCCUCAACGGCAGCAGCCUGCCCAGCACGGCGCCCGACCACAAGGGCUACCAGGCCCUGACCGACAACUACAUCAGCACCCCCCCGCACGCGCCACCGGGCGCCAGCCCGGCCUUCUCCCAGUCGGACAGGAGGCCCCUCAGCAUCCGCGAGAGCUUCGUGGAGGUCUCUCCAGCCUGCCAGAGACCCCGGGUGCGGCUGGGCUCCGAAAUCCGGGACUCCGUGGUGUGA